GUGGAACCUUCUCAAGAAGAACAGUCAGUGUUGUAUGAAGGUUCAAAUUCAGCUGUUAGCAUGGAAGUUUCAGAACCUGUUGUAGAAAAUGGAGAGACAGAAAUGUCCCCAGAAGAAUCAUGGGAGCACAAAGAAGAACCUAGUGAAGCAGAGCCAGGGGGUGGAGAUGGAAGGCCUCCAGAGGAGAGUGUCCAAGAAAUGAUGAUGGAGGAGGAAGAAGAAAUACCAAAACCUAAAUCUGUGGUAGCACCACCAGGUGCACCUAAGAAAGAACAUGUAAAUGUAGUCUUCAUUGGGCAUGUAGAUGCUGGUAAAUCAACUAUUGGAGGACAAAUAAUGUAUUUGACGGGGAUGGUUGACAAAAGAACACUUGAAAAAUAUGAACGAGAAGCUAAAGAAAAAAACAGAGAAACUUGGUACUUGUCAUGGGCCUUAGAUACAAAUCAGGAAGAACGAGACAAAGGUAAAACUGUAGAAGUGGGCCGAGCAUACUUUGAGACAGAAAAGAAGCAUUUCACCAUCCUCGACGCCCCUGGGCACAAGAGUUUUGUCCCAAACAUGAUUGGUGGUGCUUCUCAAGCUGAUUUGGCUGUACUGGUAAUCUCUGCCCGGAAAGGAGAGUUUGAAACUGGAUUUGAAAAAGGAGGACAGACAAGAGAACAUGCCAUGUUGGCAAAAACAGCGGGUGUAAAACACUUAAUAGUGCUUAUUAAUAAGAUGGAUGAUCCAACAGUAAAUUGGAGCAAUGAAAGAUAUGAAGAAUGUAAAGAAAAGUUGGUGCCAUUUUUGAAAAAAGUUGGCUUCAAUCCCAAAAAGGAUAUUCACUUCAUGCCCUGCUCAGGAUUGACUGGUGCAAACCUUAAAGAGCAAUCAGAUUUCUGUCCUUGGUAUAUUGGGUUACCAUUUAUUCCAUAUCUGGAUAAUUUGCCAAACUUCAACAGAUCAGUUGAUGGACCAAUCAGGCUGCCAAUUGUGGAUAAAUACAAGGACAUGGGCACUGUGGUCCUGGGAAAGCUGGAAUCAGGCUCUAUUUGCAAAGGACAGCAGCUUGUAAUGAUGCCAAACAAGCACAACGUGGAAGUUCUUGGAAUCCUUUCAGAUGAUGUAGAAACUGAUUCUGUAGCCCCAGGUGAAAAUCUCAAGAUUAGACUGAAGGGAAUUGAAGAAGAAGAAAUUCUUCCAGGAUUCAUACUUUGUGAUCCUAAUAAUCUUUGUCAUUCAGGACGCACAUUUGAUGCCCAGAUAGUGAUUAUUGAGCACAAAUCCAUCAUCUGCCCAGGUUAUAAUGCGGUGCUGCACAUUCAUACCUGUAUCGAAGAAGUCGAGAUAACAGCCUUAAUCUGCUUGGUAGACAAAAAAUCAGGAGAAAAAAGUAAGACACGACCACGUUUUGUCAAACAAGAUCAAGUAUGCAUUGCCCGUUUAAGGACAGCAGGAACCAUCUGCCUUGAGACCUUCAAAGAUUUCCCUCAGAUGGGUCGGUUUACCUUAAGAGAUGAGGGGAAGACCAUUGCAAUUGGAAAAGUUCUGAAACUGGUUCCAGAGAAGGACUAAGCAUUUUUCUUGAUGACCCUGCACAAUACUGUGAGGAAAAUUGACUCUGCAAAAGCCUACUUCACACCGCCUUCUCUUAUUUUCUGCCCAUUGAUAAACUUCUCCCCAUAUUUUGCAAAGACAAAUUUCACAGCAAAAGUCCACAUUAUGUCAGCUUUCUCAUAUUGAGAGCUCUGCUAUGCCACUGUUGAAUUUCCCCCAAAGUUUUUUUCUCCUCCCAAAUUCUGCUUCCUUGGACAGAUUCGGCAAUAGCUUUGUAAGUGAUGUGGACAUAAUUGCCUACAAUAAUGAAAACCUAAAGGAAUUUUUUAUUUUUAAUUUUCCCCUUAGGCAUAUUUAGACAUCUUUUUUCCAGGCAGAUCAUUCAGAGUGUGCGAGUGUGUGUGCACAUGUUACAAAGACAACUACCAUGUUAAUAAAAUAUUCAAUUUGAAACCC
Molecule: messenger RNA, 1992 nt
Organism: Gracilinanus agilis (Agile Gracile Mouse Opossum)
Lineage: Eukaryota; Metazoa; Chordata; Mammalia; Didelphimorphia; Didelphidae
Gene: GSPT1
Product: G1 to S phase transition 1
Exons: 14
Coding region: 61-1554 (497 amino acids)
Biological process (GO): translation
Cellular component (GO): translation release factor complex
Molecular function (GO): translation release factor activity; GTPase activity; GTP binding
Source: RefSeq, a predicted model, not a curated record